AUGGGGAAGAGAAUGAGGAAAGCAAUGACCCAGGAAGCACGUCUCUCAGGAAUGGGCUCCCAGGGACGACAGCCCCAGAUUCAUUUGCAAAGGAUUUACCAGCAAAUACUUGGAUAUACUACGAAAAAAAGAAGAAAAAAAGAAAAGCUAACAGAAGAAAAUCUAAAUCUACAUCAAAGUAUAAAGGGAACAAAAGUGAAAAUCAAAACAGUUUGCUCCCCAAAAUUGGAUGAAUCUAUCAGUUCAAUACUUACAAUUUUAAUUUGUAAAAGAGUUUUCAUCUCACUCCUUUCUGACAAAACAACAACAACAACAACAACAAAACCCAACACUGAUUCUAAUAGAGAAGAAAACGUUAAGCCUGGAGUGAGCAUCCUUGAAUCCAGCAGUUCCGGAGACGAUUCUGAUGAUCUCUAUGUGCCCCACUGCAAGAACACUCAGAAUCUCACAAGCACAUCAGGGAGACCGGUCACCAGGCCUCAACCUAAAAGAGCGCUAAACUGCACAGAUGAACAAGAGAUGGAAGAUUCUAAGCCAACAAAAACUCCUACUAGUGUACCACCUAAGAUCCGCCCAUCACCUCCAUCACCUCACUGUAGCCUGAAGGACACCAACAAUGUUCCCUUGUUACCCGAAAUAAAAACCAGGAGACUUUGUCUUUCUCCAGAAAAGAAGAAAGAAAGCACAGCCAUGAGUCUGCCUAAGCGUAGGUGCCCAAGCAGCAUGAAUUAUAAGGAGCCAACACCAGCUUCGAAGCUAAGAGACACUUUCACAGUUUUGUGUUUCUCGAAUUCUCCUAUUUUCAAGCAGAAAAAGGAUUUGAGACAUUCUAAAAAAUAUAUAAAGCAAAUACAAUAA
This is a messenger RNA of Fukomys damarensis (Damara mole-rat), 858 nucleotides long. Its product is annotated as shugoshin 1-like. The transcript is spliced from 2 exons. The record is from RefSeq and is a predicted model, not a curated record. NCBI's taxonomy places the organism in Eukaryota, Metazoa, Chordata, Mammalia, Rodentia, Bathyergidae. Gene Ontology annotation, cellular component: chromosome, centromeric region. Bases 1 to 858 code for a protein of 285 amino acids.